Pararge aegeria (speckled wood butterfly) is the source of this 3599-nucleotide messenger RNA. RefSeq names its product BTB/POZ domain-containing protein 7. The coding region runs from base 3 to 3242 and encodes 1079 amino acids. Gene Ontology annotation, molecular function: protein binding. Gene Ontology annotation, biological process: morphogenesis of a branching epithelium. The record is from RefSeq and is a predicted model, not a curated record. The transcript is spliced from 30 exons. NCBI's taxonomy places the organism in Eukaryota, Metazoa, Arthropoda, Insecta, Lepidoptera, Nymphalidae.
CGAUGAGCCGGCUGCUGUGCUGCCUGCGCGCGCGCCGGUGCGACAUGGGCGCCGCGCUCUCGCACCCCCAGGAGGGAGAUGCUUGUGACGGCGUGCUGGCGUCCCCGCCCACCAUGGCUGACGUCAUACGGGAGCGCAAGAAGAAGGCCGGUGGCGCGGGGCUCGGCACUCUGCGACGUCGCCUCGCAGCCGCCGCUCGGAGGCCUCGCGACGCCCGUCCUGACCGAGGGUGCGAGCACGCGCGCUUCAUCCGCGCGGUGGUGGGCCCGUGGCGGCUGGCGGAGGUGUUCCUGCUGUGCGAGGAGCUGGAGGCGGGCGCGGCGCUCCGCGACCUCGCCACGCAGGCAGAGCUGGCGCGCGAGCCCGCGCCCGCGUUGCACGCCGACCUGGCGGCGCUGUACCGCGACCGGUGGUGGUGCGACGUGGAGGUGGUGGGCGCGGGCUGGUCGCUGCCGGCGCACCGGGUGAUCCUCGCCGCCCGCUGCAGCUACUUCCGCGACCUCCUGCAGCGGUACCCCAAUUGCGUUCGCGUGCCGCUGGAGGGCGCGGGCGGCUCGUUGUCGCGCGUGGAGGCGGACGCCGUGCUUCUGACACUGUACGCGGGUUCGGCCGCGCCUCGCUUAGCCACCUGCGACACUUGCGCCGGCUGGGAGCGGGGCAGGAACGCUGACGUUGAUCUGGACAUCAUCAGCGUCGAGAACAGCACGCUGCGGCGCGGAUGCUCGUGCGGCGUGGCGACGCGCGUGGACGCGGCGCGACUUCGGCGCCUGGGAGACGCACUGGGCUUCUGCGUGGACGCGCUACACCGCGACAUGCGGUACCUGCUGGACUCCGGCGAGCUGUGCGACGCGCGACUGUCGUGGGCGGAGGGCGCGGCGGCCAGCUCGUACGGGUUCCGCAGCGCGCUCGAGCUGCCCUGCCACCGGCUCCUGCUCGCGGCCAGGUCGCGUUUCUUCAGGAGCGUGAUGUCGCGUCGUUGCGGCGUGGCGGGCACCAGCGCUGGCGCGGUGUGCGUUGACGAGAAGGUGCUGCCGAGGAGGUUCGCGCGCGCGUUACUGCACGCGGCGUACACAGACCAGGUGGACCUGAGCCUCAUCAGCAGGAGCUCCUCAUCACCGUCGUCCACCACCAGCGCGGGCAGCGGCGGAACGUUACGAGGCAGUGUAUCGCGCGGUUCGGCGGCGGCCAUGUUGGACGACGCGUUCCAGCUCUACGAGAUCGCAAGGUUCCUGGAGAUGCCGAUAGUGGCGCAGGGCUGCGAGGACGCGGCCGCGCGGGCGCUGUCCGCGGACACACUGCCGCGCGUGCUCCGCUGGGCAUGCGCGCCGCACGCCAGCGCCUGGCUGCACCGGCAGGCGAUGCGGUUCUUGCGCGACGAGUUCCCCGCCAUCAUGGGCUCUGCGGCGGCCGCGCGGUUGCCGCGCGCGUCGCUGGCCGCAGCGUUGGCGUCGCCCUUCCUACAGGCCAGCGAGGCGCAGGCGUUGCGCGGCGUGCUGCGCUGGGCGGAGCGCGCGGUCCAACCGCAGCCGCAACCGCACGCGACAGAGCCCAACGUGGUGUGGCACACGACACAGUCUGCGCGGAGGGCGGCGCGGGCCCGCGGGCGUAGGGCUCCGGCGGACGCGGCGCUGCGUGAGACCGUGGCGGCGCUGGUGCCGCUUCUGCGGUUGGAGCACCUGCCGCCGGACUGCGACGUGCUCCAGCAGUCCAUCAGGCGGGGCAUCAUCACGGCGCCCCCGCACUUGGACCAGGGCUCCUCCGCCGACGCGUGGCUCGGCCGGGGGGCGUUUCGAUCCCCGAGGUGUUUCCUGCCGUACCUUGAUGAGAUCAAGGCGCUGCUGGAAGACCAGGCGGUGCCGGAAGCGGAAAUGGCGCGCGCGCGGCGCCAGCGGUACGCGCACCGCAUCCCCGACACGCUGUACAUGGUGGCGGCGGCCAAGUGCGCGCACGCCGCGCCCAGCGACGGCGAUGGCGAGGCUGUGAGCACGGAGGGCGUGCGUGCGUGCGUGUCCGCGCGCGUACUUUGCGCACUGCGCGCAAGAGUCGCCGAACUGCGCGCGUCCCCGCCUGCGGCUCGUGCGCUCGCACUGCACGCGGCCGACACGCGCACCGUGCGGCGACAGAUAGCCCUGCGGGCGGUACGCGAGCGCUCGCUGCCGGACGCGUGCGCGGAGUUGCUGCUCGCGGAGCGCGACACCCCGGACGACAGGGAUGACGAGUGGGACCGCCGGGCGGGCGCGAACAGCUCGGCGCGGAGUGACCUCGACGAAGACUGCUGCCGGUCCGGGUCCGGGUCUCUUCGCUGUGCGUCCGGUAGUGUGUCAACGCACGCGUCCUUGGAGAGCGCGCGCGCGGGCGGACGUCGAGAGUUACCGCAGCGGCCGUUGGACGCUCCGCACAGGGCGGGCAGUUUCGCGCGCGCCGGGCGGCUGUCGGCCGCGGUGCCGGACGUGGCGAUGGCGCCCAACGCCAACACGCACCUGCUGACCGCGCGCGACUACCCGCAGCCGCCCGCCGCGCCGCACCCGCAACCGCGCCUGCCUGCACGCGUUCCUGAGCUGGGUGCUGUACUGCAGUUGGACCUGGGCGAUGGAGCCACGCACACCCCGAGACCCGGUGAGUGCUAUUCUGUGACGUCGGUAACUGACAGAUGGUAUUACCCCGUGACGCGGUAUGACAGUCUGACAAUAAAUAACACUGUGAACACAUUAGGUCACUCUCACAUUGUAGGAUUCUGUGACUCGAUAGGCUCGCGGGCGUCGCGCGCGCUCGGCGGGCGCGGUCGCGAGGCGUCGCAGGUGAUGUCGUGCGUGCGGCGCGCCGACGACGACGAGCUGCGGGCCGCCAUCGAGCUGUCCGUCAUACGCGCGUACUCUUCGCUGCAGGUGGCGAGACGGGGCGCGUCGCACGUGGCCGACCUACUUCCACCGCCUGAUUUCGCCGUGCACCGGAGUCGCGCCACUCCCAGCCCCUCGGCCCCUGCGACCAGCAACAACGUGACCAACGUCGUGACCAACGCUGUACCCGCUCGCCGCAGGGAACGACCGCAGUUGGCGGCGGCGACUGCGGAGCGGAGGGCGGCUCCUGGUGCCAGCGCCGCGGGGGCGCAGGCCCGCGGCGCCGCCAGCCGGAGCCCUAGCCCGCGCCGGAGCCCCUACCCGCUGUACACGCUGUACGCGCACCGGGACUACAGGUCCGGCUCGGAACCGCGCAGCCGCGCGCACAGCCCCGCCUACGCGUGACGUCACCCGCAGCCCCCCCACCACAUGGGGGGGAGCGGGCCGGAGCGUUCGUAGCGAGAAGGCGUGAAGCGAUACGAAGCGAAGCGAUGAUCUCACACACACACAAACACACGCGUACCCGCUACACUGUGCCCACACACAAUCAUAAUUAAAAAAAAAAAUCCUAAUCCUAAGUUCAUCAAUGUCCCACUGCUGGGAAAAGGCCUUAAAGCACAGACCCAUCACGCUGCUUCAAUGCUGUUGAGUGGGCUUUACAAACGUAAUAAGGCUUAACGUGCUAACCUAAAGACUAUUUUUGCUUGUCUUAUAAUAUAAACGUACUUAUAAUUACUUUUUAGUGUAAAUUUAUUUUCACAU